GAAAGAGGGAAAAAGAAGAAAGUGUCCAUUACACCGGGUGGAUUUUUCCAGAGCACCGAUGUUGGAACAUUCUUCUGAGCUGGCUCUGGUGCAGAGUUUGUAUGCCAACAGCAUGCGCUGUCCCCCCUCUGCGGCCGGGAUCUCUGUCAGGAAUGAGGACCUGCCUAUGAGCAACGGAAACGGCAGCAAGAUGAACGGGUCACUGGAGCAUCUGGAUCAGCCAGAUCCAGACUCGAUCAAGAUGUUUGUGGGACAGAUUCCACGCUCCUGGUCAGAAACAGAACUCAGAGAGCUUUUCGAGCCUUUCGGAGCUGUGCACCAGAUCAACAUCCUCCGUGAUCGUACCCAGAAUCCCCCUCAGAGUAAAGGAUGCUGUUUUGUAACUUUUUAUACAAGAAAAGCUGCACUGGAGGCCCAGAAUGCACUGCACAACAUAAAGACCUUAAGUGGGAUGCAUCAUCCUAUCCAGAUGAAACCUGCAGACAGUGAGAAAACAAGUGCUGUAGAGGACAGAAAACUCUUCAUUGGAAUGGUUUCAAAGAAAUACGGCGAGAACGAGAUCCGAAUGAUGUUCUCGUCUUUCGGACAGAUCGAAGAGUGCAGAAUCCUCCGGGGACCAGAUGGUCAGAGCAGAGGCUGUGCGUUUGUCACAUUUGCUACCAGGGCAAUGGCACAGAAUGCAAUCAAAACCAUGCAUCACUCUCAGACUAUGGAGGGCUGUUCCUCACCUUUGGUGGUGAAGUUUGCAGACACACAGAGAGAUAAGGAGCAGCGGCGCCUGCAGCAGCAGUUAGUACAGCAGAUUCAGCAGCUCAACAGCGCCUCCACCUGGGGAAACUUGGCUGGCCUGGGGACCCUCACACCACAGUAUCUUGCCCUGCUGCAGCAGGCCACAUCCACCAGUAACCAGGGCAGUUUCAACGGAAUUCAGAGGCUAGGAGGUGUGAAUCCGCUUCAGCUGCAGAACUUGGCCACAUUAGCUGCUGCUGCCGCUGCAGCUCAGAGUUCUGGCAGCCCAACCUCCACCAAUGCUCUCUCUUCAAACAGUGCAGCCCUAGGAGCUCUGGCCAGUCCAGCCGGUUCAACAGCAGGGUCCAGCGCGGGUGCUGCCAUGAACACCUUGGCAUCCCUAGGCACCCUGCAGGGUCUCACAGGGACCUCUGUGGGCCUCAACCUGAACGCUCUCACCAAUAGCGUCAGCGGGAUGGGAGGCAUGAAUGGGGGCUUGGGAGCCUCUAUGGCCAACGGAUCAGCAGCCAGCUCCAUGGAUGCUCUGACCCAGGCCUACUCAGGGAUGCAGCAGUACACAGCCUCCGCCCUGCCCUCCCUCUACGGCCAGUCUCUCUUGCAGCAGAGCAUUGCUGGCAGCCAGAAGGAAGUAGGGCCAGAGGGCGCCAACCUGUUCAUCUACCAUCUGCCCCAGGAGUUUGGGGACCAAGAUCUUCUGCAGAUGUUUAUGCCUUUUGGAAAUGUGGUCUCUGCCAAAGUCUUCAUCGACAAACAGACCAAUCUGAGCAAGUGCUUCGGUUUCGUCAGCUACGACAAUCCCGUCUCUGCCCAAGCUGCCAUCCAGGCCAUGAACGGGUUUCAGAUCGGAAUGAAGAGGCUGAAGGUUCAGCUGAAGCGCUCAAAGAACGACAGCAAACCCUACUGAUCCUAGCCCCGGGGCCUCCCCCCUCCCCAGCUCUAAUGCUAGCACUGCUAGGGUAAGUUCACCCUUCAGCCAAGGUCAACACAGCAGAGACUCAGGGGGGCAGGGGGGAAAGGAGCCCACAACAGGGGGGAGACUCGCUCUUCUCCUGGGAAAAAAAAAAGUGGUUGCAAUUGAUCUUUCCACAUUUUGCUGUAUUUCAUUCCUGCGGUUUUAUCAUGUAAUUCGAGUCGGAUUAAAUAUUUUAAUGUAUAUGAUUAUUUAUGACUAUCACUGGAGUCAGUGUUCGCUGGAGGUAUUUUGUGUCACUGUAAGUAGUGGAGAGCAUCAGGUGUGUUUCCAUACCAUUUCAUUGCCUUCAGGUCAAGUGAGACAGGUUGACUAAGGAUCAGCUUUUGUGUUGAAGGGCUGCAGCCAGGCCACGUACACCCUGAGCCCAGAGCUUCAACCUGCGUUUGGCUUCUUCCAUGUAGUCUGUCUCUUCAUUUCCCCAUUCUGCAAUGUGAAAACCUUUUGCACUCUAAAUCCUUCAGUCUUUACUCCCCUCCAUAUCUCCCUUCUCUAUCCCCCUCAUUUUCUUGCUGUCAUUAUGUAAGCCAUGUCCAGCUAGGCUACCUCUCUCUUUUCUCUAUUAACAACCCCUUCAAGUCAUUCCAUCCAUCCUCCAAGUCUCCCACAAGGGACUGGCUCUAGAUGGAUCUCUUUGGGUGCCAAGUAUACAGUUUGUGCAUGUUGGAGUCUCUGCCAUAUGUCCUGGUGGUGUCACUUUCCUUAAAUCUAUGUACUGUUUUUGUGUGUCAGGGGAGAGAAGGGGGGGAAAUGUUUAUCACGCUGUCCUUUAUUGUAUGUGGUGAUUUGUUUUUGUUGUUUUUUGUGCCUCAUGGCUAAACGAUUCUUGUGCUGUGCCCCUAACUUUCUCUUCUCUCCUCUUUGUCUUCUCUCUGUCUCUCUCUCUCUCUCUGUCUCUCUCUGUCUCUUCCUUUCACGUUUUUGUUCCUUUUUUAGAACAAAUCUCCAUGCCUGUUUGCUCAUCAUUAGCCUAGCAUGUCUUCAUGAUGUUGAAAGCCAAGCCAAACUCCUGGCCUCAUCAUCCCACCAUUGUCUGUGAUGUCUCUCUAAGCUCGCCUGACCAAUACCUGGCCACCCACUGACCCUUGUCCUUAGCUCAACCUGAUUUUUUCUGCAUGUAUAUUCUUUUUUUCUGUAUAGAAAUGUGACAGGUGGGAGAGAGGUCAAGCAAAUCAAUGUGAAAACGUACCUGCGUUGAGUUCAUUUAAGAGACCUUUUUGUUUUUUUGCAAAUGUUUUAAAAACCUGUGGGAUUUCUUAUUUUUAAUUUAGCUUUGUUUUUUAUGUUGCUUUCUUUUUACCUCUCUCAGUAAAGUUCACUUGAAAGUUGAAUACAGGGAUCGGCACACAGCUGUGCUAUUUGGUGCCAUUAGCAAUAUGGUGGCUUCUUAAAGAAAAAAAAAAGACCACUUUCCAACACUUUUGAAAGUCUGACCAGUAAAAGCCCUCUCAGUGCUCUGUAAUGAUCUCUACAUUUUGCGGGCAGUGUGAAGAUUUACACCAAGGCUGUUUAAAAAUCUAUUUUCUUUUCAUUUAGGAAAAUAUCCAGUGUAUUUACCUUUUUUGAACUAUUGAUGGCACAAUAAAAGGUACAUUUGCUCUGUUCGGAGAAAUGACUACCUACAUGAGUCAACUUUUUUAGAACUGAUUCACAAAUAGACAAUCUGUGGUUUAAAUGCACACUUAGAUUACCUAUAUUUUAUACCAUUGAAUCUAUAGAAUUUAACUAACAGAACCCAGGCAAAAAGUUGGGUUUUUUUGUAGAUUAUGUUGUAAUGUCAUCUGUGUCGGGGGGGUCUUCAGUGUAUCGCAUUUUUAAAGAGGACUAAAAAUCAGUUUGACCGCAUUUCUAGUCAAUUAAACUUACUUUGAGUCUAAAAUUCCUCUGCAUUAAUUGUAAUUACAGUUUUGGGGGAAAAAGUAUUUUAUUUUGAAGGGUCACAGUGUGUAGAGAUUUUGUUUUCCUGUGUUUAAGAAAAUUGAGUGUUCAACUUCCAUGGUACGUCUUGUAGACUUUCUGUGAAUUUCUCAAUAAUUUAAUUAAUGGAUGUUUCACUUUGGUUCAGUUUGGAUGCCUCAUGUCGAAAGAUGACGACUUACAAUGUCUGUUAAUCAUACAGAUGCCAGACAAUGUUUUUGUUUUAUUUUGUUGUUAAAGUGCCCAUGUGUCAAACUCAGUGUUUUUUGAAUUCACAUGAGAUAGUUUCCUGUAAUAUUAACCUAGUUUUCUUUACACACACUCGCACACACACACAGCAGCAGCACACAAACACACACUCUCUGUAAUUGCAAAUGUGGGAGCCCCUGAAGAAGAGAUCACUUGGACACACAAGACACAACCUGUGGGUCUCUGCACAUUUUCUAGACACACUCACAGUUGCUUUUUUUGCCGAUAAUAUAUAUUUUUUUUUUUAAGUGACUUCCAAUCUCAUGUUUCAGUCGUACACAAUGCACAGCACAUUAAAACUACUAAAAUCGCCACAAUAGUGUUGGUUUACAAAUACAUUCCAUUUUUUCAGCACAAAGUUUACACUCUUUUUUUACCAGGGUGGUAUUUUGUCUGUUUGUACUACAAAAUAACAACCACUCCACCCCCCUUUCCCCCUAAAGAAGGGUUCCCUAAAACGGCGUACCUGAUGGCGCUAAAGAGUUGUCAACUCAGGGGCUUUUUUUGUGUGUGAAACACGACACUCACACAGGAUUAUGACGCAAUGCACAAUUGUCACCAUUUGACCUUUUAUGUUUGGAUUUUUAUUUUAUUUUCUCAAAAUACAUAUAAAUAAAAAAAUAAAAAGAAUAAAAACAACAAAAGGUACCAAAUUUGAAACCGUGCUUGAGGAAAAGUGUUGUAGUUUUGUAAGAGAAACGUAAAGCACAAUUGUGGGAGCUAAUCACUUUUGCAGAAUGUUGUGUGUGAUUUAUAAUCCCAAAAACUUGCAAGGUACCACUGAUUCCACUUUUUAAUACGGGCAUGUGCUUUUUACAGUGUGUUUUUUCUAUCCAAAUGCAAUACAAUAUUCAAAGUGCCAUAUAUACGUCUAGAAACUGCCUACACAUCCUUAUUAGGCCUUGGUUUAGAGAUUGCUGCAGUUAGCCUUUUUUUUGUCUAUUUAUGCCAGUGUCAUGAAAGCUCUUGUCACCUGCUCCCCUUUUCUCCCCCCUCCCACUCUGUGUGUUGAGUUUUUGGUAAAUGUGUAUUGUGAUGUACUCAAUUUGAACCGUUGUUUCAAGAAAUUGUAGAUAAACAAUAAACUUCCCUAUACAUUU
Messenger RNA from Cheilinus undulatus (humphead wrasse), 4986 nucleotides. Its product is annotated as CUGBP Elav-like family member 2. Lineage: Eukaryota; Metazoa; Chordata; Actinopteri; Labriformes; Labridae. The coding region runs from base 59 to 1654 and encodes 531 amino acids. The transcript has 13 exons. Gene Ontology annotation, biological process: mRNA splice site recognition; regulation of alternative mRNA splicing, via spliceosome. Gene Ontology annotation, cellular component: ribonucleoprotein complex; nucleus; cytoplasm. Gene Ontology annotation, molecular function: mRNA 3'-UTR binding. The record is from RefSeq and is a predicted model, not a curated record.